UUUCCUGAUAGUUGCGGUCCAUCACGGGCUGUAUGUGCAGAUCUAGAUUUAGGUCAUGAUAUUGAACUUCCGGUUCUUGGAACACCGGAAAUGGAUAAACCAAUACGAUUGCUGUUUCACCGUUACAGCAGCCUUUCUACAUUUGCAGACAAAGUUGUGAGGCAGCUGAAACUUAAAAGUUCUGGAUACUUGCAUAAUGUAUUACUGUUGCCACAUGGCGAUGACUUUAGGUAUGACACAGCUAAUGAUUGGGACAGGCAGUACAAAAACAUAAAGAGUUUAAUGCAGUAUAUCAAUUCAAACGGAAAAUAUAACGUCCGUAUGGAUUUCGGUACUGUUAAAGACUACUUCCGGGAAGUGAAAAUGAAAUCGUAUGAAUAUCGGUUACAAUACCCUACUGUAAGUGGAGACUUUGUUCCAUUUACACUUGACCUUCAGUAUUGGAGUGGCUUUUUCACAACGAGGCAAUAUGUGAAAAGACUCGGCCGCGAACUGCAGGAAACCGUUCGAGCUGCAGACAUUCUUGCUGCUUUGGUUGUUUUGAGCGGUAAAGUUCCUGUCCUGCAAAGUAUUCCUUCUAUUUUACGUAAACUAGUCGACGCUAGACGAGAGCUAGACCUGUUUCAGCACCAUGACGCCAUAACGGGCACGUCAUAUGCUUACGUCGUGAAGGAUUAUGAGAAAAGAUUAUCGUCUGCUAUAUAUACUUCACACAAGGUCAUGGCACUUCUUCUUGAACUCAUUAUCUACAAAACCUGCACUACAAAAACUGCAGAGAAUACUGAUGUUGACAACGAACACCAUCUUAAAAGAGACGUCCGUCAGAGCCUCUGUGGAAAAUCUAUUUUACCUAUCUAUGUAAACAUGAAUGAAAAAGUGUCAGUCACAAACAGUAAGCCCGCUCAAAAUACUGAAAAAGAUUCUUUCCUAAUUUUGUACAAUGCUUUUUCGCAAGAAAGAUCGGAAAUUAUAGAAUUUUCAGUAUCUAGUCCAUAUAUAGUAAUAACUGGUCCGACGGGAGCAAAUGUCAGCUUUGAUUAUAUUCAGCAAGGAGAACGCUCAAAAAUAUUUUUCGAAACCAGGUUACCACCAUUCAGUAUUUCUUCUUUCAAAAUUUCUAAAUCACAUCAUCCUGUGUCUGGAAAAGCAAUCGAUGUCAGCAAUUAUCAUACGCGUGACACGAGCGACACAGGAAAUUUAAAAUGCGAAAAUAGUGAAGUGAAUAUUACGUUUUCUUCAUAUAACGGAUCACCGCAAACUAUAUGUUACAAAAAUGAAAAUUUUUGCACAAAGUUGAAAAUUUAUUGGCGCCAUUUCAUACAGACUGGGGGAGCAUAUACUCUGUCAUUAAGUAACGAAAGUAAAAAUCUGUUAGCAUCUCGUUUAAACAUACGUCAAAUAUCUGGCAGUAAGCAAUGUGUUGUCGAAAUAUCUCAUAAAUUGAUAAAGAUUGAAUAUAUUUUGAAAAAUACAAUCGGUUUCAAUGGACGUUAUCUUCAAGUGAAUGUUCACACCGACCUUUCACCUGCUAACUCCGGGAACUUUAUUGGAGAAAUUGCAAUGAGGGUUGUUACUCCAGUAAGGAACGGCGACACUUUUUACACAGAUUCAAACAGUUUACAACUUCUUAAACGGAAGUUCAGACAGUAUUUACCGUUCUCUUCUAACGUGUAUCCAAUGACAUCAAUGGCCGCCAUUAAAGACGAUUCUCGCGUCUUCAAUAUACACUCAGUUCAACCGCACGGUGUGGUUGGUUGGCAACCAGGUACUUUAGAUGUUAUGAUAGACAGAGUUGCUGUUCGAGAGGAAAUGGGACUCCAUGAAAAAGUAAAUGAUAACAAACCUACCCUGUCCAAACUUUUCCUUAAAUUUGAAGCAUGUGACAAUUUAAAAAAUGACAACAAACAAGAAGAAUUAGUACCCUCGUAUGAAAGCGUGCUAACAAAUGAUAUAGUUCAACAUCCAAUUGUAAGUUUUUUUUCCGUGGAGAAAGUACCAUUAAAUAUCGGCUUUGUGCAAAAGAACAUACCUUGUGAUGUGCUUAUAGCCAACAUGAAAUGUUUAACUAACGAUAACUUUGAACUUGCUGGUGUUUCCUUAACUUUGUUUCGCCGGUUGGCAUCAAUUUCCAACAGCGCAACGGCACACUGUAAUGUACCGUCGGAAUACACCUUACUACGUCCAUAUAAAAUAUUUAAGAACAAUUCAAACAGGAGCUGGACAGUCAAAGAAAUGUUCUUAACCCAUCUGAGAUUGAAGAAAAUUAUUUAUCCAAACGAAAAGGUUUCAUUUGAAGAAAUGGAUAUGAAGACAUUUCUGUUUGAGUAAAGAAUUGUAUACACAAUUUUGCCAUGUAAGGUAGAUAAUUAUGCUUAAUACAUUUAGUAUGUGCUUUACUCUGUAUUCUAACAUGUUUCUACGAAAGACCCGUGGUGACAUUUCAACUUCAUUAUUUCACGAUUUCUGCUUCAUGAUUUCAUGAUUUCCACUUCAUGAUUUCACGAUUUCACGAUUUCCACUUCAUAAAUUCACGAUUUCCACUUCACGAAUUCUCG
Mercenaria mercenaria is the source of this 2555-nucleotide messenger RNA. Its product is annotated as alpha-mannosidase 2-like. The coding region runs from base 91 to 2328 and encodes 745 amino acids. The transcript has a single exon. The record is from RefSeq and is a predicted model, not a curated record. Gene Ontology annotation, cellular component: Golgi membrane. Gene Ontology annotation, molecular function: alpha-mannosidase activity; carbohydrate binding. Lineage: Eukaryota; Metazoa; Mollusca; Bivalvia; Venerida; Veneridae. Gene Ontology annotation, biological process: protein deglycosylation; mannose metabolic process; N-glycan processing.